This is a messenger RNA of Tarenaya hassleriana, 1543 nucleotides long. Its product is annotated as ultraviolet-B receptor UVR8. The coding region runs from base 1 to 1305 and encodes 434 amino acids. The transcript has 12 exons. NCBI's taxonomy places the organism in Eukaryota, Viridiplantae, Streptophyta, Magnoliopsida, Brassicales, Cleomaceae. The record is from RefSeq and is a predicted model, not a curated record.
AUGGCGGCGCGUCGGAUGACGAUGCUGGCGCCAUUGUCGUCUGCAACGUCAGUCAUGUUCUCUGUUUCCAGUGGAUCAAACUCCCCUGGGAACAUCGUUUGCUCAUGGGGCCGAGGAGAGGAUGGGCAGCUAGGCCACGGUGAUGCAGAGGAUCGUCCUUCUCCAACACAACUGAGUGCUUUGGAUGACCAUGGAAUCGUUUCUGUUACCUGUGGUGCUGAUCAUACUAUUACUUAUUCAGAGUCUCACAAGGAGGUCUAUAGUUGGGGAUGGGGUGAUUUUGGGAGGUUAGGCCAUGGAAACUCCAGCGACUUGUUUACUCCACAGCCAAUCAAAGCGUUGCUUGGGAUUCGGAUAAAGCAGAUUGCUUGUGGCGAUAGCCAUUGUUUGGCCGUGACCAUGGAGGGAGAGGUGCAGAGUUGGGGACGGAACCAGAAUGGUCAACUUGGCCUUGGAGACACAGAAGAUUCUUUGGUACCUCAAAAGAUUCAAGCUUUUGAGGGAAUACGAAUCAAAAUGGUUGCUGCAGGUGCCGAACAUACUGCUGCAGUUACAGAAGAUGGUGACCUUUAUGGGUGGGGCUGGGGGAGAUACGGAAACUUGGGAUUAGGUGACAGAAAUGACCGCUGGGUACCCGAAAGAGUUGCCUCUGUUGGUGGUGAGAGGAUGACAAUGGUUGCUUGUGGAUGGCGCCACACUAUAUCGGUUUCAUACUCUGGUGCAUUGUACACCUAUGGAUGGAGCAAAUAUGGUCAACUAGGACAUGGAGACUUUGAAGAUCACCUUGUUCCUCACAAGCUGGAAGCCUUGAGCAACGGAUUUAUAUCGCAGAUAUCAGGAGGUUGGAGACACACAAUGGCACUGACCUCAGAUGGAAAGCUGUAUGGAUGGGGUUGGAAUAAGUUUGGACAAGUAGGAGUUGGUGACAAUGUAGAUCAUUGUUCUCCUGUGCAAGUGAAAUUUCCCAAUGACCAGAAAAUAGUACAAGUCUCGUGUGGAUGGAGACACACCUUGGCUGUCAGCGAACAAAAUAAUGUGUUCUCUUGGGGCAGAGGUACAAAUGGUCAGCUGGGCCAUGGAGAGUCUGUUGACAGGAACUUUCCAAAGAUAAUAGAGCCUCUAAGUGUGGAUGGAGCGAAUGGGCAACGGAUAGAAUCGUCUAACUUUGAUCCAUCAACAGGCAAGAGCUGGGUGUCACCCUCAGAGAGAUAUGCAGUCGUUCCAGACGAAACUGGUCAAAGAGAGGUGGGAAACGGAGGUGAUAUCAGUGUGCCGCAAAGUGAUUUCAGGAGGUUACGGUAUUGACGUCGGAACAGGCUGCUGCAUCCAUUCUCUCGCUGUGAGAUUCCAACCCGGCUGUCUCCUAGUACAAUUUUUGUUUUUUGGGUGGAAGUCUUCUUGGUGAUGUGGUGUGGGUUCUAAGUCUCGUUGGGAUUUGCCAUGUCGUUGUAUAAUAAGCCAUGUUAUGGUUUUAGUACAUAUUAUGAAGUGCUUGUCCGUUUCAACCAGAAUUAAUCGUCAAUAUAUAUUCUUGUUCGUUGCA